This is a messenger RNA of Camellia sinensis, 738 nucleotides long. The record is from RefSeq and is a predicted model, not a curated record. Lineage: Eukaryota; Viridiplantae; Streptophyta; Magnoliopsida; Ericales; Theaceae.
AUGAUCGAUUGCAAGCCUAUUAACACCCCCGUGGAAUGUGGAGUCAAGCUAACAAAGCAUGAAAAUGGAGAAAAUGUUGAUGCAACUCUUUUCAAGAGUCUAGUUGGAAGUUUACGGUACUUGCCUUGCAUAAGACUAGAUAUUCUUUUUGGAGUUGGGCUGGUAAGUCGCUUUAUGGAAGCACUCACAAUGACUCACUUUAAGGCUGCGAAAAGAAUUCUUUGUUAUGUUAAAGGAACAAUUGAUUUUGGUUUAUCUUAUUCAUCCUCAAAUGAAUACAAGCUUGUUAGCUAUUGUGAUAGUGAUUGCACUGGAAACUUGGAUGAUAGAAAAAACACUUCUGGCUUUGUGCUUUUCGUGGGAAAUAUAGCUUUUACUUGGAGUUCAAAGAAACAAUCGAUAGUAGCACUUUCUACUUGUGAAGCUGAGUACGUUGCAGUUACAUCAUGCACUUGUCAUGCAAUUUGGCUAAGGAAUUUGAUGAAGGAUUUGCAAUUUGCACAAGAGGAAACAACGGAGAUCUUUGUUGAUAACCAGUGUUUCAUGAUCGAAGUAAACAUAUUGAUACAAGGUUUGGUUUGCAACUUUUCUGUCACGGGUUAUGGUGGAGUAGACAUAAGUGCAUAUGGUGUGGCGAUGGGGGAUAGUGAGUUGUGGGGGGUAGGUAAUGGUGGCGAGUUUGCGAUGGUAGAGAUAGAAGGCAGAUGUGAUGAAUGUGAUGAUGGGUUUGUGAAGUAA